UUUAAUUGUUCAUCAAAGUUGGCUGAUGUUUGGAUGUCAAAUGUUUACAAGCCAACUAACCAUCUGUUGAUUUGUUGACCCAACUCGAAAUGACAAUCAAAACUACGUCUAUGACCGGCUUUAAGAAUAGGGAGUAUUCCAUCUCCAUGUUCGAAUAAUGAUUACAUGCUAUCAGCUGUUUUCUUGUUGUGUUGUCAGUUCGGUGUUGUCAUGUAGUUCUGGCAUAUUCAAAAUUUUCAAAAAUAUGCCGAUUUGAAGCCGGUUGCAUUUUAUUUAUUUUUCUGAUAUUCUGAAUGGGGCUCUGCUCAAGAUGCCGCAGAUAGAAGUCGCACUUUCAGAACAAUGCGGAUCUACUGGAAAUGUUAUUGCAUAUGGAAGAGGAGGCCCUAACGAGAUAGCUCCAAUUUUCCAGUCUACUCCUUUUUUUGCGGCCCUAAGGCGGCUUGGAGGGUUCUUUAGAGAGCUGUUGCUACCCCAUGGUUAUCCUGAUAGUGUCAGCCCAGACUACCUGCAAUAUCAGAUAUGGGAUACAGCUCAAGCAUUUUGCAGUACUAUAACAGGUGCUUUCACUACCCGAGCAGUGUUGAAGGGUGUCGGGGUUGGUGAUGCUAAAGCCAAUGCCCUUUCAGCAGCAAUCACAUGGAUCGUUAAAGAUGGCACUGGAAUGAUUGGGAGGAUUACUUUUGCUUGGUGGAAGGGAAACAAACUGGAUUCUGAAUGCAAAAAAUGGCGACUAUUUGCAGACAUUCUAAAUGAUUUAGCCAUGGUGACUGAAUUGUUUGUCCCUCAGUUUCAAGCAAAUUCUAUGCAGAUCCUUUGUACUACAUCAGCCAUGAAAUCAAUAGUAGGUGUAGCAGGGGGCGCAACGAGAGCUUCCAUAACCCACCACCAGGCUAUCAGGGACAAUAUGGCGGAGAUAUCGGCCAAAGAUGGCAGCCAAGAAACGAUGGUAAAUCUGGUCGCUAGCGCAUUGAGCAUAUACCUGUUGCAAAUGCUCAACGGAAACGUGGCAGAAUGGUCUUUCAUCGCAACCCUUAUUAUUUUACAUAUAACAUUCAAUUAUCUGGCUGUUAAAUCGUUGAUAUUCGAUACGUUCAAUGACCAAAGAAUGGCUUUGGUACUCAAGACAUAUUUUAAUGUUGGCACAGUUUUAAAUCCAGUGAAAGUCAACAAAAACGAAGCUGUGAUAUUAGGAUUUGGGGUCAAAGUGAAGAAUUACUGCGGAUUCAAAAUCAUAGUAGGCGAAUCAUUGCAGAGCGUAUUGAAAAGAUACACCUGGGCUGACGUUACACAGGUUCUCUGCGUGUAUAGAGACAAAAAUUAUUUAUUGCUUGUCGAUCUAGAGAAACGGAAAGUAUAUGUUUCAAUGUUGAAAGGCGAAACUGUUGAACAACUGGUAGCAGCAUACUUCCAUGCUGUUUGCCUAGCUGUUGCAACUUCCAUAUACAACGGCGUUAACCUGGAUAUUUACUCAAAAAGGCAACUACGCCAUCCAACUCCUAUAACAAGGAUAUAUACGUUUAUGAAGUCCUAUGAAAGAGCUACACGUUACAGUAACAUUCCAAUCAACCAAUUAUUAGAUUUUAAUGAUUUCGUGAAACAAGAGUAUGCUAUGUUUGAUACUGCCUUACAUAUAAACGGAUGGAGUUUAGCUUCACAUUCUUUGACGGUAGGUGAAUGGAGAAGCGAUUGGGAAUCGCAAUUCAAAAAGGAUAGGUGAUAUGAUUGAAAAUCUAAAUGUAACCGUAUUGUCUUUCUGUAACGAAUAAAGUGUAUUUUCACUAAGUA
Molecule: messenger RNA, 1788 nt
Organism: Acanthoscelides obtectus
Lineage: Eukaryota; Metazoa; Arthropoda; Insecta; Coleoptera; Chrysomelidae
Source: the annotation of a GenBank genome assembly